AUGGCUUUCCAUGCUGAUGAGGCAAAGACGAGUAUGCAACAUCAACCUUGCGCAGCUUGCAGGAUGUUACGCCGAAGAUGUGACAGUAAGUGCGAACUUGCUCCAUAUUUCCCAACCGACGAGGUUGAGAAUUUUGCCGUAGUGCAUAGAGUGUUCGGUGCUAGAAACAUUGUCAAAAUGAUUCAGACGGUUGAGGAAGCAAAGAGAGAUGAUGCAGUUAAAUCCGUGGUGUACGAGGCCACAGCAAGGCUUAGAGAUCCAGUUUAUGGGAGUGCUGGAGUUAUUUAUGAGUUACAAAAGAGGAUUGAGGAACUUAAGGCACAGUUGGAUUCGAUAAAAACAAGGAUGUCAGAGAUGAGAGAAGAAAAGGAGCAGUUGUUGAGCAUUGGUAACAACUACGAUCCUUUAUUUGGCAUCUUUGAUUCUGCUAUGGCCUCAGAUCCAUUUGAAUUUCCUGUGUAA
This is a messenger RNA of Vigna radiata var. radiata (mung bean), 462 nucleotides long. RefSeq names its product LOB domain-containing protein 1. The coding region runs from base 1 to 462 and encodes 153 amino acids. The transcript is spliced from 2 exons. Lineage: Eukaryota; Viridiplantae; Streptophyta; Magnoliopsida; Fabales; Fabaceae. The record is from RefSeq and is a predicted model, not a curated record.